Molecule: messenger RNA, 7626 nt
Organism: Rhinichthys klamathensis goyatoka
Lineage: Eukaryota; Metazoa; Chordata; Actinopteri; Cypriniformes; Leuciscidae
Product: interferon-induced very large GTPase 1
Exons: 6
Coding region: 33-7520 (2495 amino acids)
Molecular function (GO): GTP binding
Source: RefSeq, a predicted model, not a curated record
ACUUUUUCUUUCGAUUUUGUUACGAACAUGUAAUGGCGUCCAGUUCAGGGAGCCUUCAAAGACAAAACAAAGAUCCCCCAGACAAGGAAGCCAUUAUCAUGACUGGUGUGAGUGAUUUGAGGAUUGUUCUGCUGGGGAAGAAUGUAGCAGAAAACAGCAGAGUGGGAAACUUCAUCUUAGGAAGAGCAGCGUUUGAGAGUAAAACUCCUGCUGAUGUAGAGCUGCACACAGAGAAACACAGAGGAAAACUGAAGGACAGAGACGUCAGAGUCAUCAACGCUCCUCAACUGCUGCAACCAAAUCUGUCAGUCUCUCAGAUCACACAGGGAGUGAAAGAGUGUGUGGAUCUGUCUGCUCCUGGACCUCAUGUGAUCAUACUUGUCCUGCAGCAGAACGACUUCAGUAAGAAUGACAGAAACAGAGUGAAAUAUGUGCUGAAUGUAUUCAGUUAUGAGGCUCUUAAACACACUAUAGUGUUGAAUAAUGAUGAAGAGAUACACAAUGACACAAUUCAUCAAUUCAUAAAAGAGUGCAGAGGUGGACAUCUUCAGUUCGAUGAAAGAAAAUCAGGAUUGCACUCUGAGGUACUUGAAAGAGUUCAGAAGAUACUCAAAGAAAACCAGGUCCAAUUUCUUAUCUGUGACUUGUAUGAGGAAGCAAGAGAAGCAUCAGAGGAUGAAGAGCAGAGCAGAUCUAGAAGUUCAGUCACAGCAGAAGAAGAGGGAGAUCUUGAUCUUGAAGAUGAUGGAAAAAUCAAACAGAGCAACAAAGAGAAAAAGGAAGUUGCUUUCCAAAGAAAUAACUUGUUGGCAGAGAGUGUCAAUGUUUUGCCGAAGCUGAAUGUGGUUCUGUGUGGGAGUGACAGAAGAUUAAAAGCAUCCAUAUCAAACCUUCUCCUGGACCGGAGAGACAGAAGACCCGAGCUCAUCUCAGAGUGUGUGAAGCUGGAAGGAGAAGCUCAUGGACGUCUGAUCUCUCUGGUGGAGCUUCCAGCUCUGACUCCACUCUCACAGGAGGAAGUGAUGCGUCAGGCUCUCCGCUGUGUGUCUCUCUGUGAUCCUGGAGUUCAUGUUUUCCUCUUCAUUAUUCCUGAUGGUCCACUUACUGAUGAAGACAAAACAGAAACAGAGAAGAUCCAAAAAAUAUUCAGCUCUAAGAUCAACAUCCACACCAUGGUCCUCAUAAUCCAGAAGUCAGAGCAUGAGACAGAAGAACAGAAUGAAACAACGAAGUCUGUCAUUGAGUGUUUUGGGGGAAGACAUAAUUUCCUUGGUCCAAACCCACAAGUGUCCGUGUUGGUGACUAAACUGGAGCAGAUGAUGGAAGAAAAUUAUGGAAUUAGUUUUUCCACAGAAACAUUUUUGGAUGCACAAAUAGAGAAAUUUGAAGAAAUGAGUAAGAAAAUAAUCUCAUUAGACACACAGAUUCAACAGCAAGAUUCAAGAGAGGUUUCAGAUGAUGUGAGGAUUGUCCUGCUGGGAAAAACUGGAGUUGGGAAGAGUGCAACAGGAAACACCAUCUUAGGGAGAGAAGUAUUUAAAGAAGACAUGUCUCAAGAGUCCAUUACUAAAGAGUGUCAGAGAGAGACGGCUGAAAUUGAUGGCAGACAGAUUACUGUGAUUGACACUCCAGGACUGUUUGAUACUAAACACAGUCAUAAAGAGAUCCAGACAGAAAUCAGCAACUGCAUCUCCAUGAUUCUGCCUGGACCACAUGUGUUUCUGUUACUGAUACCACUGGGACGUUUCACUCAGGAGGAGGAAAAUGCUGUCAAGAUCAUUCAAGAGACUUUUGGUGAAAACUCCCUAAUGUACACUAUGGUGCUCUUCACCAGAGGAGAUGAUAUAAAGAAGAAGACCAUUGAAGACUACCUGGGAAAACCAGGAUCUGCUUUGAUGAACCUUAUCGGACAGUGUGGAAACAGAUACCAUGUGUUCAAUAAUAAUGAGACAAGAGACCGUAUGCAGGUGUCUAUAUUACUGCAAAAAAUCAAUGAUAUCUUGACAACAAAUGGAGGAAGUUAUUACACAUGUAAGAUGUUCAAGCAGAUGGAAAAAGAAAAACAAGAAGCACAGAUGAAGAUGCUAAUGGACAAAGUGGAACAACUGAACAGAGAGAGAGAAGAACUGCUGGUCAAACAUGAAAAAGAGAAUGAAAAAUUGAAGAUGAAGUUGAAGAAAGAUGGAAAGAAUCAUGGUGCAGAGAAGAAGAGAAGAGGAGAAGAAGAAUUUAAAAAGAUUGAAGAACAAUACAAAACAAAACAAGAGAAACUGGAGGCAAAGCUACAAGAGGAAAUACAGAGAAGGGAAGAAGAGGAUGGGACAAGGAGGAAGAAAGAACAAAACUUAAGGGAUGAAUGUGAUGAAAAAAUUAAAAAAGAAAGAGAGGAAAUCAAGAGAGAAAAGGAGAAAAUAGAAAGAGAGAAAGAAGAUCUUCAGGACAAACAUAAAGUAGAAAUAGAAAAGAUGAAGAAGAUGAUGGUUGAAGAAAUACAGAAUCAUAACAAAGAGAAGAGUAGAAAAUUGGAAGAAUUUAGUGAAAAAAAUAAAAGAUACAGUAAAGAGAUAAAAGAAAAGGAGGAACAAAUGCAGAAACAUCAGGCGGAAAUGCUAAAACAACAUGAGAUGCUCUCAAAGGCAAUCCAGCAUGAGAAAUCUCUGAGAGAACAACAAUGUAAAAUGUACGAAGACAAAAUGGAGUCAAUAGAACAACAGAAGCAAGAUGAACUAAAGAGACUAAAACCACCGGACAAUGAAGAAGACAUAAGAAAAGACAUAGAGAACAUGAAAAUGUGCUGCUCUCAAACAGCCUCUUCUCUAAAGAAAGAUGAAACUGGUCAAAGCCCAAAGGUUGGACAAAAACCCAAUGAACAGCUCGAAGAACUCUAUGAUAGACUAGAUCUGAAAAAAAGACAUCAAGAUAAAAUGAAAACAGCAGACAUUCUUCAAAUCACCAAGUCUUCAUUUCAGUCUCAGGAGCCACAGGAAGAGAAUAAACUGGUAAACUCAUUCCUACAAAAGCUGAUUAACAUGGACUACAGAGCAAGAUACACAGUCAUAAAACACAGAAAGAAAGAAGGUAAAAAAAAUAAAGCAAGCUACAACCCUGAUAUUCACCCAAUGGAUGUUCAGAUGGCCGUGUUUCAUUGUGCUGAUGGUUUCCUGAAGCAGUUGAUGGUGACUAAACUCUCUCAGUGUCAGUAUUCACUGCCUCUGCUUGUUCCUGAUCCAUUUACACAGCAGAUUGAGUUUCCUCUCUGGACAUUAAGUCAAAUCGACAAGAGCUGGAAAAAGAAAGACUCCAAUAAUGAAAUCAUCAGUCAAACUCAACCGGUCUACAAGGCUGAGACCCCAAUGGUGGCUUUCUUCAGGUUUGGUUCAGUGUCUUCCUCUAAGUCUCAGCUGAUAAACAGCCUCAUCAACGAGAAACACCACACGUUCUUCCACAGGAACUGUUCAGGCAGCAGCAGAACCAGAUUACUGAUGGACGGAGUGGUGGAGAUCGCCUGGUACUGCCCAUCUGGGAAAAAGACAGAUUCAUUUGAUGACUGUGUUGCUUUCUGUAAUCUUCAUGGUGAUGCUGCAGCCAAUGAGAAACAAUAUGAGAUUCUGACCAGUAUGGCUACCAUGAACAUCCUCUUCUUACCAGAUUUUGGACAGAAGAACCACUACAAGGGUUUGGUGAGAUCACUCUUCAAAUCUCCUCUGCCUAUCAUUUGUCUGCUCACUGACAAUAACUGUGAUGAAACUGAACUGGGGAAUGGCAAAUUCAUAAUUGGGCUUUUGGACAAAAACCUAUCUGAUGUAUCUAAUCAGAUAAGGGAGAUGAUCAGAGUGAGUUUGAGCAAGCAGAAAAUUACCUUCAAAGUUGAAGAUGUGGCCAAACACACAGGAAUAAGAGUAGAUGAGGAGGAUCCAGCGUGUUCGAGAGGGAAAGAGGCAGCGGAUCAGAUCAUGGGAUUACUGAGAGGAAAGGAUCCAUCAACAGUGAAAGAAACAAACCUGCCCUGUCAGGGGAAACUGUGGCAUGACUGGUGUAAAAUCAACAAAGAGCUGCAUCAUCUAGAAGGAGAAAAUCUAGAGGAAGAUAAAAGUACCAAACUCAAGAUCAUGAGAGAAAUAAGAGAAAACCAAGUGGCCCAAGGACGGAGUGAGUUCAUGAAAACAUUUAUUGAAACAAUGAAAUCACAGAGAGACAAUGAAAAGAACUAUGUCCUCAGAUGGAUGAUGAACCUGUUGAAUGACUUCACUUCAGAGAAGCUCUUAAGACUUCAUAAAGAGUAUGACAAGAAAUGGCAUGAACUCUCAGCACUGAAAAAAAGGCCUGAUAAACUAGAUCAACUGCAGCAUGAACAAACAAACCUGGAAAACAUAUCAGAGCAAAUUAAUAGAACAACAUUUGGCUUGGAGCACAUCCUGAGAGAGUUUGGUCAGAUCUAUGAAUCGUGGUCAUCUGUGAAGAAGUACAAGAAAAACAAUCUGCAGUUUGACUUCUGUUCUCUCCCGAGUCUUGCAGCAGAGAUGAUGAUCUCUGGAUUUCCAAUGGAGCUGAUGGAUGGAGAUGCUGCUCAUAUUCCUCUGACCUGGGUCACUGCUGUUCUAGAUGAACUUGUUAAGAAACUGGGAAAGAAGACCAGAAUCUUUGUACUGUCUAUUCUAGGGAUUCAGAGCUCUGGGAAAUCCACCAUGCUGAAUGCCAUGUUUGGACUGCAGUUUGCCGUCAGUGCUGGAAGAUGCACUAAAGGAGCUUUCAUGCAGCUGGUCAAAAUAUCAGAGGAGAUGAAAACUGAGCUGAAGUUUGACUAUAUUUUGGUUGUUGAUACAGAAGGACUUCGUGCACCAGAACUGGCUGGAAGGUCAACAACACAUCGUGACAAUGAAAUGGCCACAUUUGUUGUUGGUCUUGGAAAUAUGACCCUGAUCAACAUCUUUGGAGAAAACCCAUCUGAGAUGCAGGACAUCCUUCAGAUUGUUGUUCAGGCCUUCAUGAGGAUGAAGAACGUCAGACUGAAACCCAGCUGCAUAUUUGUUCACCAGAAUGUCUCUGAUAUCACAGCUGGAGAGAAAAACAUGGAGGGAAGGAGACGACUGCAGGAGAAACUGGAUGAAAUGACAAAAAUCGCUGCUAAAGAGGAAAUAUGUGAUGCAGAAGGAUUCAGUGAUGUGAUUGCGUUUGAUGUACAGAAUGAUGUGAAGUAUUUUGCUCAGCUGUGGGAGGGCAGCCCACCCAUGGCACCACCAAACCCAGACUACUGCGAGAACAUUCAAGAACUGAAGCAAACUAUUCUUAAACACGCUUCAAAAUCAGAUGGCAUAAUGCUGACGCACCUAAGAGACCGUACUAAAGAUCUCUGGGAAGCUUUGCUUAAUGAACAAUUUGUGUUCAGCUUCAAAAAUUCUCUGGAAAUCUCAACAUACAAGAAACUAGAGACUGAAUACAGCAAGUGGGCCUGGAGCCUUCGGAGUGCCAUGCUGGACAUUGAAAACAAGCUUCACAACAAAAUAGAAAAUGAAGCAAUUCAUGACAUUGACGAAUUUUAUCUUGAAAGAGAACUGAAUGCAAAAAGUGAAGAAGUGAAAAAGACAAUGACUGAAUUCUUUAAGAAAGACAGAGACGCAGCUGUACUGAAUCAGUGGAAAGGUUUCUUUGAGAUAAAAAUCAAACAGCUUCAAGAAAACAUUGUGAGAGAAACUAAGAGGAAAUUAAAUGGGGUUCUUCAGCAGCGUCACCUGAAGAAAAAGAUUGAUGCUGAGAGGACACAUCAUGAAAACACACUCUUUGAAAAGAGCAAAGAACUUGUCUUAAAAUUCAAAGAACAAGCAAAUGAUGAAAAUUUCAUGAAAACACAGUUUGAUUCCUUUUGGAAACAACAGACAGCUGAGAUCAUCAGAGACACUCCUUUAGUCAAAGAUAUUGACAUAUUAAAGGAUGUGAAAAUGCUGUUCAGUGAGACCCAUGCAAGUCUUCCUUUAGACCGUAUGAAAGAGAGCAGUAAGCAGAAAGAUAUGAUCUCUUUGCCAAGCUAUUCAAAAUAUGUACAUUUGAAGAAAUCCAGUGGAUAUACAGCACCUUUAAAAAAUAUGCUCAAAGGAGCUAAAGAGAUGUUUGGUCACGUUUUAUCUAAAGAGGAUGAAGCCCAGAUAAGAUCUUUAAUCACAGACAUCGCUGAACACACAGAUAAAAUGAUUCAAUCAUAUAACAUUUCAAAGAUGGGCUACAACAACAGCUACAUUCAACAACUUGUAGAUUACAUAAAGACAAGAAUAAUGCAGCACGAGGAAGAACCAAAUGUGAAAUAUGUGUUUAAGAGUGAAUUCUUCAUGGAUCUGGUACUUUUCAUAUGUCACAGAACAAACAAGACAUUCACUGACCAGUACAAAAUGUUCAGGGAAGCCAAUGAUCCUGUUCUUUAUUUUGAGAGGAAAAGUCAGGAGUACAUUAGAAUUUUUCAGAAAUACUGUAAAGGAGCUAAAUCAGCUACUAUCUUUGGUGAUUUUGUUUGUAAUAAACUUAAAGAGCCCAUUCAGCAGAAUAUCUACAAAAAAACUGCCAGAGAUUUAGCAGAUGAAAUGAGAACAAACUGUGAAUCACUAAAUGGAAACAGAUCAAAACUGGAGAAACAUAUCUUGAGAACAUUGGCAGAAGAGGAGGAUUUUGAUGCAUACAUCACAUACAUUAAAAAUCCCAAAGAACACUUCAAGGAUUUCAUCAGAGAUGAAGUCAGUCAAUAUAUCACUGAAAGAUUUGAAGAUAGUGUUCGACCCAAGAUGGAAAAUAGCAUUAAACUGCUGGAGCAGAAGAUCACAAACGCAGCACAUGAAUCCACUAAACAUGUUAAAGAGACUAAUGGAGAAGCUGAUCAGUGGUUGUGUCAUUUCACACAACAACUCUCUGAUGAGCUGGUAUUCUCUGUAAGGGACCUCACUGGAGUGAAUCAUGAUGAUGUUGAUGUCAGCUUCCUAGAAGAAGUGAUAAAGAAAGAACUUCCUUCUAUAAUAUCUGACAUACGCAGUAAAUUCAGCACAGAAACGUUCCCAGUAAAGCUGGAACACACAGACAGACCAGAUGAGCUUCUGAUCGAUCACCUCUGUCAGUGCUGUUGGGUUCAGUGUCCUUUCUGUGGAGCGAUCUGCACAAACACAAUAGAAGACCAUCCUGGAGAUCACAGUGUUCCUUUCCAUCGUAAUACUGGACUGAAUGGGUGGCGUUACAGAGGAACAACAAACCUAUCUCUCAGCAUCUGCACAUCAGCAGUAGCCAGUGAUCGAUCUUUCUAUCCAAAAAGCUCAGAUGAUACAGUCCUCUGGAAGCAAUACAGAAAAGGAGGUCCUAAAUAUUCUGCAUGGAGUAUCACCCCUGAUCUCUCUGAGCUGCCGUACUGGAAGUGGUUUGUGUGUGAAUUCAAGAAAGAUCUGGAAAAGCACUAUGGAAAAACCUAUCAGGGACGUGGCCAGAUUCCAGCUGAAUGGAGAAGAUACUCUCAAGAGGAAGCUAUUGAGAGUCUGGAUGAAUACAUUUAAUGAAACAAUGAACAAGGACUCUGAUACACAAUACACAGCUGAAAUGAGAUUAUGUCCCACACUUCAGUGAACGUUGCAUAUACUAAACUAAAUAUAGCGUAUUGAA